Messenger RNA from Zootoca vivipara (common lizard), 942 nucleotides. RefSeq names its product olfactory receptor family 10 subfamily X member 1 (gene OR10X1). Gene Ontology annotation, biological process: G protein-coupled receptor signaling pathway. Gene Ontology annotation, molecular function: olfactory receptor activity; G protein-coupled receptor activity. NCBI's taxonomy places the organism in Eukaryota, Metazoa, Chordata, Lepidosauria, Squamata, Lacertidae. The record is from RefSeq and is a predicted model, not a curated record. Gene Ontology annotation, cellular component: membrane.
AUGAAGAAGAACCACACACAAGUGACAGAAUUUAUCCUGCUUGGGUUCUCUGUACGUCCAGAGCUACAGAUUGCAUUUUUCAUCCUGUUCCUGCUCAUGUACAUCCUAACCCUGAUAGGAAAUCUGCUGAUAAUGUCUGUUGUUUAUUCUGAUCGGAGCCUCCAUGUUCCCAUGUACAUCUUCCUCUUUGCUUUGUCUUGCUCUGAAACCUGUUACAGUUUAGUCAUUGUCCCCAAAAUGCUGGUUGAUCUGAUAGCAAAAGUCGGAAUCAUCUCUUUUGCAGGGUGUGCUGCACAAAUGUUUCUUUUCCUUGGACUGGGUGCAACAAACUGUCUCAUUCUUACGUCUAUGGGCUAUGAUCGGUACCUGGCAAUAUGCCACCCCUUGCGCUAUCCUGUCCUUAUGAACAUGCGGGUAAUUCUUUGACUCAUAGUCAUUUCCUGGGUUGCGGGAUUCCUCAUAUCUCUGAGUGAGGCUGCACAGAUCCUUAGGUUGCCCUUUUGUGGCCCCAAUGCCAUCCGGCACUUCUUUUGUCACAUGAGGGCAGUGGUUAGGUUAGCCUGCACUGCCGAUAAUAUGACUGAAGUGUCGAUCUCUACUAUUGGCAUGCUGGGUUUGGCUGGCAGCCUUCUGUUCAUCAUGAUGACCUACAUCUUAAUUCUCUCCACCAUCCUGCGCAUUCCCUCCACUGAAGGCCACCAGAAAGCUUUCUCCACCUGUGCCGCCCACCUCAUUGUGGUAAGUGUGCACUAUACCUUUGCCUCCAUCAUUUAUUUCAAAUCGAGCACAGCUGACACAUUAGAAGAUGACACACUGAUUUCCAUACCCUACACCAUAAUUACUCCAUUUCUCAGUCCCAUUAUCUUUACUUUGAGAAACAAGGAAAUCAAGGUUGCGGUAAGGAAGGUAAUCAUUAAAAAGGUACUUUCCCAAAAGAUAUGA